GACGUUGAACAUGAAGCAGUCGACGAAGCGGAGGUCUUCUCCGACCACCGAGAGGGAGUUCGGAGGAACCCUCGGGGCCAGCUGUAUCCCGGUGUUGCUGCCCCUGCUGGUGCUGUUCCUGCUCAGCGUCAGCCGGUCCCCGGGGGCCAGCCUGCUGCAGUGGCCCCCCCAGCUCCCCCCCCCCUCCGCUCUCUGGGACCCCCUGGCCCCCCUCCUGCUGCUGGGCUGGUUCACCCUCCACGCCUUCCUCUACCUGCUGCCCCUGGGCAAGGUGUCUGAGGGGCUGGUGCUGAAGAACGGAACGCGCCUCAAAUACCCCAUCAACGGCUUCCAUGCGCUGGUCAUCAGUGUGGGGCUGCAGAUGCUGCUGCUGUGGCUGGGCUUCCCGCUGGGCUCUCUGUUUGACCUCCUGCUGCCCCUGGCCGUCUGCGCCACGGGGCUCUCCUUCCUCCUGUCCUUCUACCUCUACAUCAGCUCCUUCUGGGCCCCGCCCCACGCCCUGGCCCCCGGCGGGAACACGGGUAACCCGCUGUAUGACUUCUUCAUCGGGCGGGAGCUCAACCCUCGCAUCGGGAACUUUGACCUCAAGUAUUUCUGUGAGCUGAGGCCGGGUCUGAUUGGCUGGGUGGUGGUGAACCUGGGCAUGCUGAUGAAGGAGGUGGAGCUGAGGGACGGAGCCUCUCUGGCCAUGCUGCUGGUCAACGGCUUCCAGCUGCUCUACGUAGCCGACGCCCUCUGGAACGAGGAGGCGGUUCUCACCACCAUGGACAUCGUCCACGACGGCUUCGGCUUCAUGCUGGCCUUCGGGGACCUGGCCUGGGUGCCCUUUGCCUACAGCCUGCAGGCCUCCUUCCUGGUGGUGCACCCCGUGGAGCUGGGGGCCGCCGCCGCCACCGCCAUCGUCCUGCUCAACGGGAUUGGAUAUUACAUCUUCAGGAAGUCCAACUCUCAGAAGAACGUGUUCCGCCGCGACCCCAAGCACCCCAGCGUGUCCAGCCUGGAGACCAUCGCCACGGCGACGGGGAAGCGGCUGCUGGUGUCGGGCUGGUGGGGGUUGGUGCGACACCCCAACUACCUGGGGGACCUGCUGAUGGCGCUGGCCUGGUCCCUGCCCUGCGGGUUCUCCCACCUCCUGCCCUACUUCUACGUGGGGUACUUCACGGUUCUGCUGGUGCAUCGGGAGGCCCGUGACGAGAGGCAGUGCAGAGCGAAGUACGGGCAGGCCUGGGACGCCUACUGCCAGCGGGUCCCCUACCGCAUCUUCCCCUACCUCUACUGAGGGCCAAUAGGAGCAGAGCCCGCCCACACCAACCAAUCAGACGGUGUGUGUGUGUGUGUGUGUGUGUGUGUGUGUGUGUGUGUGUGUGUGUGUGUGUGUGUGUGUGUGUGUGUGUGUGUGUGUGUGUGUGUGUGUGUGUGUGUGUGUGUGUGUGUGUGUGUGUGUGUGUGUGUGUGUGAGAGUUGGAAAACAGGGUCCUUGUGAAUCCAUUCCACGUUUUUAAUAAAUACAUUUUCAAUUAA
Messenger RNA from Gadus macrocephalus (Pacific cod), 1521 nucleotides. It is a transcript of the gene tm7sf2, whose product is annotated as transmembrane 7 superfamily member 2. Gene Ontology annotation, molecular function: oxidoreductase activity, acting on the CH-CH group of donors, NAD or NADP as acceptor. The coding region runs from base 11 to 1279 and encodes 422 amino acids. Gene Ontology annotation, biological process: sterol biosynthetic process. The transcript has 10 exons. Gene Ontology annotation, cellular component: nuclear inner membrane; endoplasmic reticulum membrane. The record is from RefSeq and is a predicted model, not a curated record. Lineage: Eukaryota; Metazoa; Chordata; Actinopteri; Gadiformes; Gadidae.